This is a messenger RNA of Perca fluviatilis (European perch), 1931 nucleotides long. Its product is annotated as zinc finger protein 569-like. Lineage: Eukaryota; Metazoa; Chordata; Actinopteri; Perciformes; Percidae. Gene Ontology annotation, molecular function: DNA-binding transcription factor activity, RNA polymerase II-specific; RNA polymerase II cis-regulatory region sequence-specific DNA binding. Bases 332 to 1852 code for a protein of 506 amino acids. The record is from RefSeq and is a predicted model, not a curated record. Gene Ontology annotation, biological process: regulation of transcription by RNA polymerase II. The transcript has 4 exons.
CUCUCUGCACUGUGCACUUCUACUAUAGUAGCCCGCAGCAGAAGCAGCUGUCUUCCAGUUAGCAGUGUUUGUCUCUCUUGUUUGUAUGUAGCUAGGCUACCUAACGUUAUACAUCCGCGGUAUUAACUGGAAGCUCAGGGAGAUAGCCUUCCUGUCAGCAGGACUCCAGUUUCCUGAAUCACUGACCAUUGGAAAAUACUUCUACUGCUCAAAAUGAUAAUGACCUGUAGGCCGUCAGUGAAGCCCAUGACAUGGACAGAGGAAGGUGGGAUCUGAGGACAGAGAAAGUUCACGUGGAGCGAUAAGGAGUGACCAGGGGGCUUGAAGGCUCAUGUCUACUUCACAAACAUUAACACCUCUACACUCUGGCGGCGGAGAACACCUCAGCAUGGUGAAGGCAAUAAAGAUGGAGCUGCUGAGAGCACUCGUCAGUGAGCGUUUGUCUGCAGCUGCCGAGGAGAUCUUCAAGCUUGUAGAAAGAACCAUUACAGAAUAUGAAAAGGAAAUGUCCUGUUCAAAGUGGGUGGUGGACAGCCACCGCAGACUGCUGGAUGGUGCCAAGUCACAUAGUGAAGACUCUUUCCAGAUGCCUGCCUCGGAGGUGAAGCAGCAGCAUGGUGCCAGCGUGAACAUCAGUGUGUGCUGGGCUGAACCAGAAAACACCACGUCAGAGCCAACAGAAGUCUGUCCCAACACAGACAGCACUCAUCCUGACCCGUCUCCCGCCUGUGAAAAUGAUCAAAGUGGUCAGGAGAUACCGAUUGAUAUCCAAGAUGAUGAUGUGAAGCAGGAGCGUGACGUCAACAUGCCUUUGAAUAUCGUCAAAGUGGAAAAACGUCCCGUUUGCUCCAGCGGUUUUUCUUCCACAAAGAUGACGGUACGACACAUCAAAAAGCAUCCAGAGGACAAUUUGUCACUUUACCAGUGCCAGUUCUGUGACCUCUACUUCUGCCACAAGUCUGAAUUUAUCAGUCACACCAGAACACACAACGGUGCCAAACCAUACACGUGCCACGACUGUGAGAAAAGCUUUGGCGAAAGGCAUAGUCUGCUUAUUCACAGACAAAAACACACUGAGGAGAAACCGUAUCUGGGUUUUAGUCCAAAGGUGGAGGCAGAAACUGACCUCAGAUCAGUGACACCUGCCAGUAAGAUUGAAGAGCUGGCCUGCAGACAGGAGGAUUCUGGCAUUAACAUAUUUCCACGUACUGUCACUCCCUAUGACAAAAGUGAGUUUGAUCAGGAGUCUCUGCAGCCCCUGUGUCUUUACCAAAUCCAGACUGUUGCCGAUAUAGAUAAAGACUCCUCAGCUGCAGUAACAGUUGGUCACAUUAAAGCUGAGCCAGCCGGAGCUGAUGCUGGCGUGUCAGACAGUGCCACGUAUGAUCAGCUGCUCCUUUCAGUGAGCCCAAGUGAACAGGGUGACGGUAAGACAGAGCCUAAACAUCUCAACAUUAACGGUAUCCUACAGAGUGGACCUUCUGGAAAAUCCGCAGAGCUCAUCGUUCAUUUUGAAGCAGGAACAGCACAGAAACCUUACAAGUGUCCUUGUUGCACCAAAUGUUUCUCCUCAACUAAGACUUUAUUAAGACACGCAAGGACCCACACGGAGGACAAAGCGUACCAGUGCCACUUUUGUGGGAGGAACUUCUGUCAGAAGUCGGACCUGGUCAAUCAUACAAGGAUACACACAGGAGAGAGACCGUAUCAGUGCCAAGAAUGCCACAAAUCAUUUGCACAGAAAGGCAACCUGGUGGUUCACAUGAGGAAACAUGCAAGAGAUAAACUGUAUCAGUGCCAAGAGUCCAGCCGGAGCUUUAGUCAGAGGUCAUCUUUUGACUGUCACCGAUAGUUUAAGGGGUAUACAGCUUGGUUCUGGGUAUCGAACCUCAAUACUUGGUCUCAGUGAAAUAAAGUCUGUUGCAAGUCAA